AUGUCGCCUUGCCAGCAGCAUGCCCUUCCCACCCGCACCGCAUCUCCAGAGUCCUCUAUAUGGAUAGAUCCCACCGAAACUGCCUUCCGUAAGCGAGUUGUCGAGCUGGAAAAACUCACCAACGCCGUUCCCCUCGACAGCCAAAUCUUCGACUUGACCGAAUGGAGCGCAAAUCACCCGCCCUCGCCUCAGCACAACUUCCGCCUCUCCCCGUCGGAAGAGCAGAGGCUGGCAGAUGACAUCUCCUAUCUUGCGGCCGUGGGUGAGGGCGCACAAUCCGUCGCUGCCGCCACGGUUCAGGAGCCGUCUUCAAUCACCAUCGCCUCAGUAGACGCCAUCGACUCUGCCUCGCAGUCUUUUCUUCGCUCCCUCCUUGACGUCUUAUCCGACCUGACGCGCACCACCAGAGAUGAAGUGGUAGAUCUCCUCGUCCAGCAAGUCGCCCAACAUCACCGCCAACGCCUCCUGAACCGCCUCCGCUCUUCACGCUGGACGAAACCAGCCUACCUGUCCCGGACGCACAAGAAGCCUCUCCACGCCGAUUUCUCCAACCUCAUCCACCGCGCCGAGUUUCUCUACGCCCGCAACGAGCGGCGGCAGAGGUCCGACAUCGAAGCGAGCCUCUCUUCAUUGGCGUCUGUGCUCCGAUCCUUCGAGGACCCUCCUCCGCCCGACGAGGAGCCGGGACGAGAGGACGGGAGGCGCUGCGCCCUCAUCCGCGCCUGCUACGAUUUCUGCAUCCGCCCGUCCACGGCCGACUACCUCCGUCGGCUGCGCUCCGUGAGACCCACGGUGCAGGUGCAGGCCUGCUUCAAGACCCUCCAGCAGACGGAGAAGAUCGCGGCCUACUACCGCAUCCCGCUUACCCUCGCCGACUUGGCCCUCGCCCGCUCGUUCCUCUUCAAGAAUGCGGAACUCGUCUUCUUGCCGCCGUACCGGGCCGGGCCUGUCGAAGUGGCGUACCAACCCUGGGCGGCGUCGACGCACGUUCAUGCUGAGGUGAACCUCGCCGUGCACCAAGAUAUGACGCGGGCCCUGGUGGAUUGUGCUGCUUGGCUCGCCCCUCGUUGUGUCGGCGCGUCCAAAUACCUCUGUUAUCUCUGCUACCUGUUCCUACGCCGUCACGGAGCUUACUUUCCUUCCAAGACGCAUGGCGCUUGCUACGAUCAAUGGACUAUACCGGAUCUUGCCGGCUACCCAGACGAUCUUCGGCAUCGGUAUCGGGGGGUCGUGAAGGGCAUCAUGCAAGACGUGUCGGACGCAGCUGGUAAGGCUACCAGGCGGAUUGAACCGAUGACAAGUCGGGAGAAUCUCAUCGCCGGUUCUUUGGAUGCAUGCCUGACUACUCCCCCUUAUUCGAUCGUCGACGGCCAAUUCUAA
Messenger RNA from Sodiomyces alkalinus F11, 1380 nucleotides. RefSeq lists its product as hypothetical. The record is from RefSeq and is a predicted model, not a curated record. Lineage: Eukaryota; Fungi; Ascomycota; Sordariomycetes; Glomerellales; Plectosphaerellaceae. The transcript has 2 exons. The coding region runs from base 1 to 1380 and encodes 459 amino acids.